CAGAUAACUCCAUUGACGCCAUGAUUGACUUGUCUUGCAUAAGCGCCCAUCCUAACGAAAGUGUUCAUUCAGUGUAGUCGAAAGAUUCGCACGAUUAAGAAAUGCGUCGAUCGGCAGUGAUAGUUGUUGGACUGUUGGUGAAUGCGGUUUGUGGAUUACCGGCCAAGGAUCAUGUCCAGGAUAAUAACGUUACGGAAAUCCUUCCGGAAAUAUCGGAACUUGAAUUUAAAAAGUUAGCUGAAAGUCUUGGAAUUCCAAUUGACACGUUGCCGGUUUUAAGUGAAUCAGAACGGGCCAUCUUCGCGAAACUCAGUGUUGAAAAUAAGAAAUCUCAAAGAGAAAAGGAGGCGAACCGAACGAAGGAAGAAUCUAAGCAUGAGCUUGAAAUGUACAAAACGUGGACGGAGCGACAAAUCAACGCGCAAGAGGAGCAAUACUUGAAAUACAGAAAGUGGGCAGAAGAACAGUUUGACUCGAUGGAGCGAAAGCUGGAGCAGAUUGAGAAGCGGAAAGAUUUGCGGGAGAAAAUUGUUGGGGAUCAUCGAAAUGGUGAAGGAAACGGAACAGCGGAUGAGAGUCGCAUCGAGCAGAGAGCGCGUCAAAAAAGGGAAAAGGAACGAGAGGCGAAAGAGAAAAGUAAAAGACCGAAGAGAGAGUACGAUGAUAAAAUUGAAUCGCUGGAAGACAAGUUGCAAAAAGCAGAGGAUAAACUUUUGCUACAGAGGGUUGAACAAGAGAAGGAAAAAAAAGACCGGGAACGCGAAGAGAGGAUUCUACUGGACACAGUGGAGCAAGAACGGCAGCAACGCGAGCAGCUGAAAACGGAUCAUGCUCGAGUGAUUCUAUUCAAGAAUGCGGAAUUGAACAAGACACAGGAAUCGUUGAAUCAGGCUCAGGAGCAGUUGUCGUUACAGAAAGAGGAAUGCCGGAUGAGGAUAGAGGAAGAACACAGACGCGCGGAGGAAGAAUUGGAAAGGAAUAAAAUGAUAGCGGAGCGGGAAAAUCAGCAGCUACAAAACAGAAUGUCGCUCGUAAUUGAAUCAAAAAUUGCGGAAUUGGAUAGGAAGCAAAAGUUGUUGUCGCAAGCUGAGCAAAGAUUGGAACAGCGGAGUAAUAAAUACGAAGAAGAGAAACGGGAAGAGAGGCAACGUACCGAUCAAGCGCUGAAAGAAACCAAGAAGACGGAACAACGGAAACGGGAACAGAUGGAACAAGAGCAUGUCAAGGCGACUCGGAUGAUUGAGGAAAAGUUGGAAAAGACGGAGCAGGAGUUGGCGCGGAAGCGGGUGGAAUAUGAGAAGGAGCGGGAAAAUUGGACGCGUGCGGAACAUUUGAUGCGGGAAAACAUGGAAAGCGAACGGCGACAACACGCAAGGCUUAUCAAUGAGUACACUGAACAAGUUCGGACGCUGCGAGGAGAAACCCAGGAAUGCAUCAAGUUCUAUCAAGGAUGUAGAAGGAUUUCUCAUUUUUAGCAAAUUUCUAACCUCGGUUACUUGUCAAAUUCCCUGACAUUACCCGGUUUUCCAAACGCGAAUAGACAUUUUCCCAGGACUCGUUUCAACCUAAUUUCUUAUUAAAAAUUAGACAUUGGAUCAGACAUCAUUGCAAGUUAAGAUAGACCAAUUUUUCUUUCGGUAAAAUUUUGCUUAGACUCAAUGAGAAAAAAAAAACAACCAACAAACACUCAAAUUUUCAGAAACCAACGAAAC
Neodiprion virginianus is the source of this 1712-nucleotide messenger RNA. Its product is annotated as trichohyalin-like. Lineage: Eukaryota; Metazoa; Arthropoda; Insecta; Hymenoptera; Diprionidae. The record is from RefSeq and is a predicted model, not a curated record. The transcript is spliced from 2 exons. The coding region runs from base 102 to 1475 and encodes 457 amino acids.